Coccomyxa subellipsoidea C-169 is the source of this 1263-nucleotide messenger RNA. RefSeq names its product alpha/beta-hydrolase. The coding region runs from base 1 to 1263 and encodes 420 amino acids. The transcript is spliced from 10 exons. The record is from RefSeq and is a predicted model, not a curated record. Lineage: Eukaryota; Viridiplantae; Chlorophyta; Trebouxiophyceae; Coccomyxaceae.
AUGGCCGCCCUGUAUGCCUGGCUGGUGGCUGCACUGCGCGCAGCCUUCCUCGAGCAGCAAUACCAGACAUGCCAGGUGGCAGAGGCUGAGCUGGCAGACAGCGACUCACGUUUCAGGUCAGUGAACGGCAUCAGCGUCCACUACAAAGCAGCCAACUACGCAUCCGCUCAGGCCGGUUCAGCCGUCGUCCCUGCCAUUGCCAUGUACCACGGGUUUGGCGCAAAUACCUUCAGCUGGUCCUUUGUGGACCGCAAGCUGGCCGCGCAGCUGAAAGCCCUGGUGGUGUCCCAUGACAUGCCCGGCUUUGGACUCACCCAGAGGACGCCAGACGUGGCGGACUACAGCAUUCAGAGCAACGGACGCAUUGGGCGCAAGGUGUUGGACGCCGAGCUGGCCGCCAACAGCCUCAUCCCUGCUGCCAGCACGCAGCCUGCCAAGAAGCCAGAUGCGUCAGGGGACGCAUAUGCCCUGGCGGCGGAUGCAACUUCAAGCGGACUGGAGGGUGGUGGGCGGGUGCGCCGGAUCCUGAUUGGCCACUCCCUGGGCGCUGCCUGCGCGGCGGCAGAGGUCAUUGACCACCCUGAGGGCAUCGCCGCGCUGAUCCUUGUGGCUCCUGCAAUCGUCGCUCCAAUCUUUGGCAAAUCCAGCAGCUCCGUCGCCCCCAAGGAGGCCGCUUCAUCCGACAUCGAGCUCACAAAGUCUUCCCAGCAGACAUCCAGACACCGCAUCCAUGUUCAGGGCCAGGUUCUGGCGACGGAGGCGGCCGCUGCGGUGGCGCGGUGCGCGAUAUGGCUGACGCAGCCGCUGCUGGUUCUGGCGCUGCGCUCGGCCGUCCGCUCGCGCGCAUUCUGGCAGCGCGGCCUCGGCAGCGCCUGGUAUGCAAAGGACGGCGUUACGCCCGAGAUCCUGGACGCGUAUCGCCUGCCGCAGCUGGUGCGCGGGUGGGAGUGGGGCCUCCUGCGCUUCCUGAGAGCACGCGUGGCCGGGGGCAAGAACGUGUGGAAGGCGCUGCAGAGUGGCUACGCGCAAGCCACCCGCGGCCAGGCAGAGCGCCUUGCGCACGCCGUCGCGCAGCACGACAUCAAGGUGCUGGUGAUCCAUGGGGAGCACGAUGCGCUGGUGCCGAUGUGGAACAGCCGGCGGCUGGCGGACGCGCUGCCGGGCGCGAGUAUGUGCGCGUUCCCUGCCUGCGGCCACAUGCCCAUGGAGGAGUGCCCCAACCGCUUCAUCGACACCGUCGCAGAAUUUGUCGCAGGCAUCUGA